This is a messenger RNA of Prorocentrum cordatum, 1772 nucleotides long. The record is from the annotation of a GenBank genome assembly. NCBI's taxonomy places the organism in Eukaryota, Dinophyceae, Prorocentrales, Prorocentraceae.
UGACAGCUUCGACAGAGACGAGCACGACGUCAGCGACAAGCACGACUGAGUCAAGCACGACUACCCUGUCAAGCAGAAGCACCACGGGCACGAGCACGACUGGCAGCAGCAGCACCACGCGCAGCAGCACCAGCGCAACCAGCAGCAUCAGUGGUACUACAAUGACUGGCACCAGCAGCACCACGCGCAGCAGCUCCAGCGCCACCAGCAGUAUCACCGUGAGCAGCACGACUGGGUCGAGCAGAGGCACUCGCAGCAGCACGAGCGCAACCAGCAGCACCACUGCGACCAGCACUACUCGCACCAGCACCGCAACGGGCAGCACUACCAGCGAAAGUAGCAGCACAACGCGCAGCAGCACCAGCGCAACUAGCAGCACCACGCAAACCAGCACGACGUCUGCGACAACCACCGCCGAGACCAGCACGACAACACUCACGAGCACCACGGGGACGAGCACAACGACCUUGGUGACCACCACAGUGACCAGCACGAUAUCAGUGACGACUACGACGGACACGAGCCCGAUAUCAGCGUCAAGCACGACAGAGUCAAGCACGACCAGUUUAUCGAGCACCACUGGCACGAGCACGAUGUCCGUGACAAGCACCACAGAGACCAGCACAACCACGCUCACGAGCACCACGGAGACGAGCACAAGGACGCUGACGAGUGUCACAGUGAGCAGCACGAGCUCCGUAACGACUACGACGGAGACGAGCUCGACGUCAGCGACAAGCACGACAGAGUCAAGCAUGACCAGUGUGUCAAGCUCCACUGGAACGAGCACGGCGCCAGACACAAACACGACAGAGACGAGUAUUAUUAGGGCUUCAAGUACCACCGUCACAAGCACGACGUCGGCGACAAGCAUCACAGAGACCAGCACGACACCGCUCACGAGCACCACGCAGACGAGUAUCGCGACGCUGAUAAGCACUACAAAGACCAGCACGAGUUCAGCGUCGACGACGACAGACAAGAGCACGACGUCGGCGACAAGCAAGACAAAGACAAGCACGAUUACCCUGUCAAGCACCACGGGCACAAGCACGACCAGCACCAGCAGCACUACGCGCAGUAGCACCAGCCGCAACCAGCAGCACCUCCGAUACAAGCACAUCGGAGACGAGCAGCACCACCGUGUCCAGCACGACAGGCUCCACAGCACGAGUGAAACAAGCAGCACCACCGUGACCAGCACGUCGAUGAGUAGCAGUACCACUCGCAGCAGCACUAGCGCAACCAGCAGCUCCACUGUGACCAGCGCGACGGAAACCAGCAGUACCACAACGAGCAGCACCAGUGUGUCCAGCACGACGGGCUCCAGCAGUACCACUCGGAGCAGCACCAGCGCAACGAGCAGCACUACCGUGUCCAGCACGACUGGCACCAGCAGCACAACCUGGAGCAGCACGACGGACACCAGCAGUACUACCCGUAGCAGCACGAGUGAAACAAGCAGUACCACCGUGACCAGCACGUCGAUGAGUAGCAGUACCACUCGCAGCAGCACUAGCGCAACCAGCAGCUCCACUGUGACCAGCGCGACGGAAACCAGCAGUACCACAGUAAGCAGCACGACCGGCACCAGCAGUACCACUGUGACCAGCGUGACGGGCACCACAGUACCACUCGGAGCAGCACCAGCGCAACGAGCAGCACUACCGUGUCCAGCACGACUGGCACCAGCAGCACAACCUGGAGCAGCACGACGGACACCAGCAGUACUACCCGUAGCAGCACGAGUGAAACAAGCAGUACCACCGUGA